AUGGCAUCCCUAGACAUGCCUGACGCACCCGCCGGGCUGUUCACCCUCCCCUGGGAGGUCCGUCGCCCCAUCAUCGUCCAGGUCCUGCCGCACGGCCGCGCGAAGCUGCCCUGCUUCGACGACAAGCUGAUCAAGAGCCGCGUGCGCCUUCGCAACUGCUUCGAUGGCGCCUACCCCGGCAUCACCAAUUUCUACGUGUCCCGCCGCCGGAACCGCUGCUUCCACGGCCACGGCCUGCGCGCCACCAACCGCCAGCUCCGCCGCGAGACGGCUCUGGUCAUUGACGAGGAACUGAAGUCGGGCAGGAUGGACGUGCCGUUUGUGCUAGACAUCAUGCUUGUGAGAGAUAUUGGCGUCUUUCCCAGCUGGAUGAGCUUUCCGUACCGCCCAGAGCAUAUUCAACAGCUGACCGUCAACAUCCGCAUCGUCCGUCCAGGCACAAUCAGCAUCCCGGACGAGUGGGCAGAGAUGGCGCGGUACGAGGACAACAGCGACUCUUGCAGCCUGUCAACCAGCUGGCAUCUGCUCCUGGGCAUCACGUACUACGCGUUUGGGUGCUUCUCGGUGAAGCAGGAUCCGGCGCUCCCGCGCGUUGAUCCGGCCGGGCAGCAGGCGACGCGGCAGGACGCGCUACUCGCCGACAGGGAGAACGCCCGCGUCGCAGAGGUGCAGACGGCCGGGCCUCUUGGCGGGAAGAAAAAGACGAAGCCGGGGACGACGCAGCCAGGCGAGACGAAGCAAGGUAAAGGCAGACAGCCAGAUGUGCGUUUCCCAAAGAAGAAGAACCCCAAGUGGGUACAUCCGGACUUUGUCAACCACCGCAGUGACACGUUUGACGCAUACCGCCUGCCGUCCGCAUCAUACGUCACGGACGAGCUGGUCAUCGGCUUUGCCAAGUUUGAAUGUGACGUUGACAACAAGCCCAUCCCCCUCCCUCCGAAAGCCAAGGGCUUCUGCAUCUCGCCCUGGACCCCCAUCCCGCCGGGCACGUUUGAGGCGCGCAAGGAGAGCCGGUUCUACCAAGAGGGCUGCAUCCAGUUCAGCCGAGACCUGUUCCAGGACUACAGCAGCAAAGGCCUCGAUUUCAGCGAAACCGAAGAGGAGCUGCACCUCAUCUUUGACGGCACGUACACGAGCUACCAAGUGUACUGCGCACUGGUGAGCGCCAUCUACCGCAUGGCGUCGCCCGAGGUGUUUACGUCGGAGCUGGCGCCGUACCUGCAGCUCCUGGCGCACAGCACCGGCGCCAUCAGCACCGACGGGCCCCUGGUGGGCGAGCGGGGGCUGAUAUCGCAAUCGCCGCUGGAGUGGACGUACACUGAGGACGGGUGGGGGGCCGACCGGCAGGAUUUUAAAAUCGAGGCGAUUGAGAGAAACCUGGCCAAGGAGCUGGCGCGCGACGUGCCCGACGAGGAGCAUCUUGUGCAGCUGCGCAUCCUGCAGGCUAGGUACAAUCACGGCUGGAUUCUACCAGAGGCCUAG
Messenger RNA from Akanthomyces muscarius, 1482 nucleotides. RefSeq lists its product as uncharacterized. The transcript has a single exon. NCBI's taxonomy places the organism in Eukaryota, Fungi, Ascomycota, Sordariomycetes, Hypocreales, Cordycipitaceae. The coding region runs from base 1 to 1482 and encodes 493 amino acids. The record is from RefSeq and is a predicted model, not a curated record.